This is a messenger RNA of Colletes gigas, 3399 nucleotides long. RefSeq lists its product as uncharacterized. Bases 464 to 3154 code for a protein of 896 amino acids. Lineage: Eukaryota; Metazoa; Arthropoda; Insecta; Hymenoptera; Colletidae. The record is from RefSeq and is a predicted model, not a curated record. The transcript is spliced from 4 exons.
AAGCAACCUCCGUCAUGAUCGCGUCAGCUGGCCUCUAGUCGCCCCACCUCUUCGUAAACCAGCCGUCCGCGCGCGUGUUUGGAGUUGCUCGCAGCGGGCACUCGUACAGUUUUGCGUCGGCCUCCAAUCGCCUUCUCCGCGCAGGAUUCCUGUCAGCCGUCCCCCUCAACGGACGUGAAAUCCGGUUCGAAGGGAUCGCGCGAGACGAAUCGAUACGGAAUCUCGAAACGCAAUCCGCGACGUCUUUGUUCCGCGUCGGGUCGUGAUAAUGCGCGAAGCGAACGAGUCGGGCUCUCGAACGAUCGACGCGAAUCGAUCGAUCUAGCCAGAUGUGACCCGGUUCGAAGCCGCCGUGCGAGAUCCAGAAACGGAUGGACGUGUGCGUCUCGCGCGCGAUCAACGAUCCGUCGUGAAUGAUGUAAGGAGGAUCGAAGGCGAUCGAUCGCGGCCCUUUGUCCCGAGGAUGCUGGAGGAUCGCAAGAUGAGGAGGAAAGUGUUCGCCGGCCUGGACGGGCCGAAUUGUGAUCGUGCGAUCGUAUGGUCGGUGUUGAUGUGGUGUCUAGUAUCUCUGCCCGGUAACGUCAAGAGUGCACCGCCCGGGAUAUGCGCGAUGGACGGUUGCAACUGCACCGUCAAGGCGCACCGCUGGAUUAACGUCAAGUGUGUCUUCUCCAACGAUCAGGACGUGGAGUUACUGGAGGGAGCCAUUCCGGUGGACGUGAUGGACGUGGAGGUUUCCCACUGCAGGGAGUUGAGGAUCCAGUCAGGCGCGUUCGCGGACGGCGCGCCUCUGAAGCGGGUUCACGUGUCGGGUAUUUACAGCCUGGUGGCCAAGAGGCAGGCCUUUCAGAACCUGAGCGCCCCGAACACGCACCUCGAGGUGUCCGAGUGCAACAGCGUCAUCCUCGAGAGCCACGCGUUCAGGAACUCGCGCGGGACGCUGAGCGUCUCGAUAUCGAGAUGCAGACACGUGGGGAUCAAGCCGAACGCCUUCUCGCGAUUGCUCUGGAUAGCGGUCAGGGAGGUGCCCACCCUGGAGCUGUCCAGCAACGCGUUCAAGCUCGAAUCUUCUCAACACGGCAGGCAUGGACCAGCGACCAAGAUUAUGUUCCAAAGCGUGAGAAUCACGGAGCUACCGACGGCGGUCUUCCCAUCGGCGAUCGCGGAGGUCCGCAUGGACGAUAUUUGGACGAAAGUGAUACGCAAAGAUGCAUUCUGCGCCAUGACGAUCUUCAGCGUGACCAUCAGCAACGCGUCCAUCCUGGAGAUCGAAACCGGCGCGUUCAGCGACAGGGCGCUCAUCCAGAGCCUCGAGUUCGUCGACGUUCGAUUGAAGAGCAUCGAGAGAGGAGCCUUCAAGGCUGGUCACGACAAUCUCACGAUACAAUACUCGAGAUUAUCCGACGUGGAGACCGGUGCCAUCGACAUAUCCGCGGCCACGGUCAGCUUCAACAACAACGAGUUCCAGAACCUGCAUCAGGGCGCGAUCGUUCUACAUCAGUGGAACCACAUAGCCAUCGAUUACAAUCUGUUCGUCGAUCUGGACACCGAUGCGAUCAUGGCAGAGGUGGACGCGACCUCGGCUCCUAACUUCGAGUUUUCCUUUACGGGAAAUCAUAUCCAAAGGGCGCGGCCCGGUUCCCUGAAGUUCGCCGCGAUUUCCCAGCGAGUGAACACCGCCCGCGUGGGCAACAAUUAUUUCAAAGAGAAGUGCAGCUGCAACCUGGACAGUUGGAUACGCGAGGUGACCGGCAAGAACAGUUCCGUCUCGUGGAUGAUGGACUCGAGCUUCUGCGUGGUCGACCAGCUCCUGGACAGAUGCUUCAAUCUGCCCCAGGGCUACAUGUCCAUGAAGAAUUUCACCCAGAUAAUAUGCACGGCGGGCGAUCACAUCAACUGCGAGAAACCGUCCGCGAAACCGAAGCCGAGCGUCAGUCCGCCCAGCGUCGGUCCUCACGUCUACCCGCGUCACAAGGGGUACUUCGACCUGGAGAUGAGCGACUCGGAGCAGCUGCAACGCGAGAAGAGGAUCAUCGUGGUGAUCUGCGUGGUGGCGGUGUUCAUCGUGUUGGUGGUGAUCCUGGCCUCCGGGAUCCUCUACAUGCGCAGAAGCGGCGUGUGCCCGAAGCUGACGUCCGGUCAUCUGAUGAAUCUCGCCAGCUGGUUGUCGCCCAGCAGCGGGAUGACGGCCGCCACCUCGGCCAGAUCGAUCUCCAGACUGAGCGUGCACGAGUACGCGGGCCUGCAGCCAGAGACCAGGAUCCUCGAGGUGGAGACCCAGCCAGAGGCGACGGAGGACGACGAGGAGGGCGCGGAUGGGCUCUAUCCCUACACCGAGAACAAGGCCACGCAAACCUUGCCCGAGGAGCUGACGGAGGAGUACCUCAGAGACCUCAGGGAGAGACUAAACGAUCCCGACAACUACAAUCAAGCCAGGGACAUGAUAGAGCAUCUGUACGAUCUCAUCAAAGUGGAGGAGAGCUGCAACAACAACAACGACAGACAGCCUUCGGACAGGGAGGAGAACGCGUACGACGUGAUCAGACCCAGACGGAAGAACAGGGGUCUCCCCAAACCGUCCGUCAGCGUGGGUACCAAGGCCCCGUCGUUGGAGAAGCUGCUGCCCAGUGGAAUCGAACCAAGGCCCCCGUUGACCGAGUACACGGAGCCCCGCGAUCAGAAACCCACCGAGCAGAACUACUUGUACGCGGAGUUGCCCGGUGACGAGACAGUGCCCAGCACCAGUCGACUGUCGCAGCCUGUCCUGGCGACUCUGGCCGGAAGAGCGCCGCAACCGUUGCCCCCGGACGUCGUCAACGAUCACCUGAUCAACGCCCAUGCGAGCCAGUACGGCGGCACGAAGAUCGGGAACCACAGGCCCCCCGACAGUCCCAAGUUCGAGCCACCCAGAAACCAAGGCAGGCCGAUGAGCUUCCUGAAGGCUCUGGGCGAGAGCAUCCUGGGCACCAAGUCUAGCAACAACAAGAGGCCCAACUCGCUGCUGUGCGAAUACGCCGAGCCCUCCGACGCCACUGCUCACCUCUACUCGGAACUACCUGAGCCCCAAACCUCGACGCCCGCCAGCAAGAUGGCGAACAGGCCGCUGCCCACCAAACCCGACCAGGAUUCCGUCAACGCGACGAGAGUCUCAUAACGACGACCGUCGUCGAUUGUCUGUGAUAUAAAGUGUACGAUAUGGAGAACGAAGACUAAGCAAAAUUCCUGUUCUCGCGUUCAUUUUCUCCUUAAUCGUUCGUCGGGAGUAGACGAAAAGUGCACGCCCUCGAGCAGCGAAACGGGGACGAGUUUUAUUACCGGACUAUUUUAAGGAUUGUAAAAAGAUAGGGAAAAUUUACGCGGAGGAUCAACGUUCGCUCGGUUUGAUGUAUCGUUUCCCGU